AUGGCACCUACAGCUUUAUUCAAUCCGCCCUCAGCCAACUUACCAGGCAAGCCCUUCGUGCCAGAAUGGGUUCCUCCUCCAGUGACAAAGGAAACACAUAACUUCGCCAAGCUCAAAUCUAUUGAUUUAUCCUUGCUUGAUAGUAAAGACCCGGCUGUGGUUGAUGAACUGAUUCAGAAAGUGAAAGUUGCCAUCCGUGAUGAUGGGUUCCUCUUUCUUGAGAAUUAUGGAAUCUCCUUGGAACAGCUCCAUCGCCAGUUUUCUCUUGCACAAUAUUUAUAUAAUAACAUUUCGGAAGAAGAUAAGGAACGUCUUCUCUUCGAUCCUGACACGGGUAUGUGGUCUGGUUACAAGCAUCCCUAUGGUUUCAAGCGUCACCGCGGAAUACCUGAUGGCAUCGAACAAUUCAACUGGUACAAACGAGAGUGGCAAGAUAUCAACCGCGUCCCUAAAUGCCUACACCCCUUCAUGGACGAAAUCGAAGCCUUUUGCAACUACCUAACCAAGUCCGUCAAUCGACGACUUCUUACUCUCUUUUCACGUGUCCUGGAGCUACCGGACGACUACCUUUGGGACAAUGUCCAAUCCCACGGUGGUCCAACCGGUGAAGGCUACUUCCGCCAUGCACUGUUUCGGCCCGUACAAAAGCAGACUGCAGAAUCGUCCAAGGGACUUCGUAUGCAUGGCCAUACAGACUUUGGUUUGACGACUUUACUCUUCUCUGUUCCUAUCUCGUGCUUGCAGAUCUGGGGCCGUGAUGAGGAGUGGCACUACGUGCCAUACAAGCCGGGUGCACUCGUUGUCAAUAUCGGUGAUACUUUAGAGAUAGUUUCCGGUGGUCACUUCAAGGCAACUCGUCACCGUGUGUUCAAGCCCCCUGCCGAUCAAUUGCAUGAAGAGCGUCUUUCUCUGGUUCUUUUCAAUAGCUCCGUUGGAGAUUUGCGAAUGGCACCCGCCAAAGAAUCCCCCCUAAUCCAACGAGAAGGAUGUGUCGAAGAUCAAGGUGUCUACAAAGAGUUCAAAAAUCGGACUGCUCAGGGCAAGCUUGUACCUACCAAUCGUGAAUGGCGAGAGAUCCAGAUUGCCACGGCUACCGAUCCUACAGAUACGGUUCGCAACAGAAUUGGCGCUGAUCAGGUCUUGAUUGAUGGCAAGCUGAUGCAGCAGCGCGAAUAUAUGGGUGUUAAGGUUGUUCUUCCUGUUUAA
Molecule: messenger RNA, 1206 nt
Organism: Talaromyces stipitatus ATCC 10500
Lineage: Eukaryota; Fungi; Ascomycota; Eurotiomycetes; Eurotiales; Trichocomaceae
Product: gibberellin 3-beta hydroxylase, putative
Exons: 4
Coding region: 1-1206 (401 amino acids)
Molecular function (GO): dioxygenase activity
Source: RefSeq, a predicted model, not a curated record